UCCCCACGUAAUUUAACUCACUCAUUUGUACACGAUGGAUGCGGAGUACACUUAUACGAAAAAGAGAAUGCAUUUUGGGAAGAGAUGCACGUUCUCCGAUUUGGACAAAGUAGAAGUGGAAAUCAAAUCGAAUCCGUCACUGAUGAACAAUUAUGUUAGAACAGACCCUGUGACACACGCUACGCAAUGCAGUAAAAUCUAUGCGGUUCAUGAAGUGAAUACAACUACUGCGACGUACAAGGAUAACAAAAUGUUUCAUUACGAGGGUGGCUGGCCGAAGGAUAUAAAUAUGAAAGAUUUGGAACAAACGGUCAGAUACAGACGUAAAAUCGAGAAGGAUGAACUGUACAUUCACACGAUGCUUCAGCUGCUACCUUCGAUGGAGCACUGUAUUCUGCAAAACAACGCUUGCAACAUUUACGAGCAAUAUUUCGCCGACGUAGAAGCGAUUCCGCUGAUACAAAGAGCUUUCUCACGUACGGUGAACGUCUAUCGUGAUCCUUUAACGUUGAAACGACAGAUUACUCAUCUGUCAUGGUCACCGGACCAGGGUAAUCGCUUUGCGGCCAGUUAUUGCAACGUAAAUUUCAAAAAAACCUCUAGCAGCAAUUAUACGUCAUACAUCUGGGAAGUAGGAUAUUUCUAUUCCAUAGAAAAUCCAAAUAGUCCUUACGUAACGCUAAAACCCUUUUGCCCAAUCUUGACGUUGGAGUACAAUCCUAAGGACAGCAACAUCUUAGUGGGUGGUCUGAUGACUGGACAGGUGGCAUGUUGGGACAUUAGAAGGGGACCAGAAAUGGUGGACAUCAGCUCGGUCGAGUUUAGUCACAGAGAUCCCUGUGAUAAGACUUUGUGGAUUAAUUCCAAGACCGGUACCGAAUUUUUCAGCGCCUCGAAAGACGGACAGAUAAAAUGGUGGGAUACUAGAAAGAUGCAGGUUCCGAUGGAGACUUUGGUAAUAGACUUGCUGAAGCCGGAGAAUCAGAAUGUGGAUAAAGCUACUGGUAUCUCGGCUCUUCAGUUCGAACCUUCGAUAGGAACGCGUUUUAUGUGUGGCUUGGAAAAUGGUGUUGUAAUAUCAGGAAAUCGCAAAGGCAAGACACCCAGUGAAAAAAUCGCAACUAGAUUUAGAGCUCAGUAUGGGCCGGUUAUAAGUCUAGAGAGGAACCCGACGUUUGUAAAAAACUUUUUAACGAUCGGCGAUUGGACUUCGAGAAUUUGGUCUGAAGACUGCAGAGAAUCUUGCAUAGCAUGGACACCCGGUCAUCGAGAUUUUUUAACGGGUGGUGCAUGGAGCGCUACGCGUUAUUCCGUCUAUUACCUGAUCAAAGUUGACGGCACUUUAGACGUGUGGGAUUUUCUAAUUCAGCAGGACAGCCCGGUUCUCAGUAUAAAGGUCUGCGACGAAAGCUUGACCUGUUUACGACCGCACGAGCAGGGUCAACUGGCUGCAGUGGCUAAUAAAAAGGGCUCGACUUAUCUGCUCGAAUUUUCAGAAGCUUUGACUAUUAAUCAAAAGAACGAUAAAUUGCUAUUAACUGCGCUUUUCGAUCGUGAGACACGCCGCGAAAAAGUGAUAGAAGCGAAAAACAGAGAACAACGAUUGAAAAUGAAAACUUUAAAAAUGCAUGGUGAAUCUGAUUUCACUGAUGUUUCGCUGAAACCGGACGAACAGGAAGAUUCUAAGGAAUCUUCAAGCGGUUUGAGGAACACCCUGAUAGAGCAAUGCGAACAGGAAUAUGAAAAUAUGAUUAAUGCGGAAUUAACGCGACAGGUUGAAGAAAAUACCGUUGAACUGAAUAACAAUGUGAUGCAGAACGGCAUUGGCAGAGAUAAAAGUGUGGGAGGCGCUUCAAGUAUGGCGAUAUUUAUAUCCCUUUUCGCACAAUAUUUCUCACAUAUUCCUCAGUAACAUAUUUCCUUACAACAUAUUUGGCGAAUUUACAUUAGUCAGCUUGUUGCGGUUAACAAGAACAUUGCCUAUAUUUUGUCUGAUUUCCCGUUUGUUGCAGCUUAAUAACAAGAACACUUAUAUGAUGAAUCAUCCUGAGCGUCCGUACCUCUCAAAUAUGCCACACCUCGAUUUCUCAUAUUUGUCUACUUUGCCGCGAUCGAAACAAAGGCAGAUAAUAGGACAGUACUUGUAUCCGUUGAUUUGUAACGUAUACCCAAAUUUUAUGCCUCACAAACUCACCGAUAUCUUAUUGGAUAUCAAUUCCAUCGGCGUAUUGAUCGGAAUGAUACGGAAUCCCGAAAUUUUCAAUGCUAAACUUAAGGAAGCUGUAAACGUACUUGUAACUUAUUACGCUAUGUCCGUGCCUGGAAAUGAAGGAACCUAACGUUCGAUUAUU
Solenopsis invicta (red fire ant) is the source of this 2351-nucleotide messenger RNA. Its product is annotated as dynein intermediate chain 2, axonemal. Bases 35 to 1912 code for a protein of 625 amino acids. Gene Ontology annotation, molecular function: dynein heavy chain binding; dynein light chain binding. The transcript is spliced from 12 exons. Gene Ontology annotation, biological process: outer dynein arm assembly; cilium movement. Gene Ontology annotation, cellular component: outer dynein arm. The record is from RefSeq and is a predicted model, not a curated record. NCBI's taxonomy places the organism in Eukaryota, Metazoa, Arthropoda, Insecta, Hymenoptera, Formicidae.